UUGGUCUUCCGUCGCGACGAUCCACCCCCAGCCGUCGAGGCCCACGGCAAGGCCACAGAAGUCCGGCUACCGGUUUUCAAGGCCUUGGUCCUGGGCGCUUCGCACGCCGCUCUCAGGAUAGAGUCAAGACGUCCAAUGAGGAGGUUUGAGGUCGGCCCGAUGGAAUCUGUCUCCACGUUGUCGGCGGUGAAUGCCAACGACUUGAUUGCAAUCCUGCGAGAACGACACGACGGCUGGAAGGGUGUCAAAGGACUGGCUUGGGCCGGCAACGUCUGCUCCAUCUACUUCGUCGACGAGGCCCGGCGAGAUCGAUUCGGCUUCCCCGUGAACCAGACGUAUAAUAUCGCGUACCAGAACAACAUUCUACCUUUGACAAUCAUUCGGGAGUACAACCAAGUUGCCUAUUUCUACAUCGAGUCUCGCACCGACAACUGGAUCACCGACUUCAACAAGUGCAGAGACGACUGGAGCGAGGAGAACAACAUCCACAUCGACCGCGUCUUCUUUGUCCAAAAGGUCUUGUACUGGGCCAUGCCGAGCGACGACCGGUCACAACAACUGGCUGCUGACAGAGAAGUAUUCCUCCAUGGCCACCGUACGCAAGCUCUCGCUGUUGAUGCCAGAACCAUACCGUUGAUCUGCUACAACUGCCAGAACCAUGGCCACUUUCAACGGGCCUGCCUUGAGCCCCGCAGAUGUCGCAAAUGCGGCGGACCGCACCACCACAACCAUUGUGUCAGCCUGGUCAUGCGGUGCUGUCACUGCGGAGGACCUCACAUGUCGGACGACCCGGGAUGUCAGGAUGAGGCCGUGCAGACAUAUGUCCGAUCCUUGCGAGAGAAGGGUCAAGAGACGCCGAGCUGGCUCAUUAAUCGACUGUGUGAAUCUUUUGCGCAUAAGCCCAACGACUUGACGGCGUACAACGAUUACGACGACGAUGGUUGCUACGACAACAACUUUUCGGACAACCCGCUUUUUGAGGACGAUGAACCCCAUGCGCCGGCCUCGACGGGGCCGCCAUCUGACCGGGACGCUGCUGCCGCUGCUCACGACAGCUCGAGGCGCCAUCGCCCCCGGAACACCCCGUCCUUGUCGCCGGACGACGAACGGAGUCGUCCUCCCGUGCCCAGCGCUCCGCGCCGAACCACACCUCAGCCCAAUUGGUCUACCAGCCCUGCGCUAUCCGCGACGGACCUUGCUCAGGGAGAAGACCCACGGGCUCUUGCGCCAAGCUCCCCGAUAUCCGAACUUCGUGGAUCGGCGCAAGAGCGCGGAUGGCCCUCCGACACUAUGGCCAUUAGCCCUGCGCCGUCCACAGCGGAUCUCAUCCAGGGAGGAGACCCACGGAGUCCUGCGCCUGCCUCACCCGUCGUAUCCUCGACUGACUUGGACGAGAACACGAUCAUAGUAGGGUUCACGACUGAGGCUGCACAGAAUCAAGGCUCUGUCGACACGACAGCGGCUCCAUCCAGGAGCGGACGCGUGGCGACCGGCGGCUACAGUGGCCACUCAGCCGAGCAUUUACGAUAUCUCUUGGAUCGAGGACGACUUGGGUUCGAUCGCCCAGAAAGAUCCACGGACAAAUCUAUAGUCCGAACCAGCGUGGCCACCACAAAGGAACAAGGCCCUGAUGGGAGAAUGCAUCGAGUUCUCGACGUGGGCUCGGGGCCACAGUCGACGGGCGACACGGACCAGCCCCCUCACCUCAUAAUAGGUGAGCAUGAUCCAAGAGGGUAUCUCAUCGAACACAGAAUUACGGAACUGACACGAGGGAAGGACCAUGAUUUCGAAAAGGCCACCCAAUUCCGUCAACCCCACCGCUACUUCUGCCGCGGAGAUGAUCCUAUGCACUCCUUUUUGAACGGCUUGAGCCCCGACGCAUACAUGCCCAAAGGUGGCGGUGGAAAGGUGCUGAUUGAGACGGAGAAGGGGAUGGAGAAGGUCAACCCGUUCGACCCGUUCAAGAGGAAGACGCCCUGGAAAUCGAGUAGGACGGCACCUGACCAACCAGCGACCGCGCGACCCUGA
Messenger RNA from Colletotrichum karsti, 2028 nucleotides. RefSeq lists its product as uncharacterized. NCBI's taxonomy places the organism in Eukaryota, Fungi, Ascomycota, Sordariomycetes, Glomerellales, Glomerellaceae. The record is from RefSeq and is a predicted model, not a curated record. Gene Ontology annotation, molecular function: nucleic acid binding; zinc ion binding. The transcript is spliced from 3 exons.